Molecule: messenger RNA, 5264 nt
Organism: Hyalella azteca
Lineage: Eukaryota; Metazoa; Arthropoda; Malacostraca; Amphipoda; Hyalellidae
Gene: Pms2
Product: mismatch repair endonuclease PMS2
Exons: 12
Coding region: 76-4812 (1578 amino acids)
Biological process (GO): mismatch repair
Cellular component (GO): MutLalpha complex
Molecular function (GO): ATP hydrolysis activity; ATP-dependent DNA damage sensor activity; ATP binding
Source: RefSeq, a predicted model, not a curated record
AUUAAUUGCAACUCUCAUUUCAUUUCAGCUGUGGAUUCUGAAUGAAAUUAAUAACUACCUUAGAGAGUGCAACUGAUGAGUGUGUUGACAUCAGUAAGUUCCUUCCAAGUUUGCACAGCUAAUCCCCAAACUUAUCUUACUUUUGUUAGCACAUCACCCCUUGAGUUGUCAAAGAAUGUCCUACCAAGAGGAUUCUCACCCAUGGAUAUCCCCCCAGAGUUCUGCUGCAUUUCCUCAGAAAAUGGCUCUUCUCCCUCAUCCAGCCCAAAUGAGCAGCAACCAGAAACCAUUGCUGCAAAGCCCUCACUCCACAUCAAUGGCUUGGAAGAAACCUUUGCUUCCGAGCAUGGAAGAAGAUCUGUACGCAGACGAACCUGGAGUGGAGUCGAAUUUGUACCCAGACAAGAAACCCAAGACAGCAGCUCUCUCGGCAAUGAAGGAUUUUCUGGGCUAUCUCCAAGAGCCACAGACUGUGGGCGAACACGAAUUGGUGGAAAGGAUGAUCCAGAAAGAACUGCAGGACUAUCGCCGCGAUGGCAACGAUGCAAAGUCAGGGACAAUGGACUCUUUAGAUGCAAGGCUGGAAAUCAGACCAUUCCAUCUACAAACAGGAUGGAGUCAGCAGAUGCAAUCCCAAGCCUUUGUACACGAGAAAUUGGGUCAAGUGAACCAGAAGGGAAAGAAAAUGCCUCUCUUGGGGAUGGCACCUCUUAUGAGUCAAACUAUGACGGCCUCAAAAUACCCACAGUCAGCCGAUUACUCAGUAAAUUCUCAGAGAGGGCAAAGGGAGUUCAUGUCAGCUCAGCAACAGGAGGAGAUGUAUCAACUGGGCAAUUUUCCACCAAAUUGCAAUUACCACUCACAAGCCUACCACGAGGACGAGGAAGAACCUCAAAUGGAACCUUCGAAUUAUUACAGGGAUCAGACCAGUUCAAAUGUCGAGUUUUCGAACAGAGACCAUCGCUCAAGAGAAAGAGAUCACCGUCAGGCGAGAUCAAGAGACCAGUUCAGGAGUUCAGACAAUCAGUCUCAAAUGAGAUCAAGAUCGUGGGAUCGAAGCCCCUCUCCUCGCAUGGGGAACUUACAUCGCGAGCCCCUACUGGAGCAACCAAGGCAUUUGAUGGACAGAUCUCAACACCCGGUUCCCGAUCGUGUGCGUCGCCCCUUGCUAAACACUCCAGAUCGAGAUCAUCAUCGCCCAGCAAUGCUGAAUCGUCCUUACCAGGAACCGGACUGUUAUCAGCCACGACCGGCCCUUCUGGAUCACCCACAUCCUCCAAUGAUGGACCAACCUCAGGGCUUGAGGAGACCAUUGCUGGAGACACCAAUGCAGCAUACCAAUUUCCAGGAAAAUCCUCGACGCCCAUUGUUGGACAAUCCCCGACCACUUCUUCUGAACGAACCUCGUCCUGCAUUGCUGGAUCACCCAGGAAAUCAAGAUCAUCACCAACACCUAAUGAAGAACAGGCUCUCUUGGCCUCAGGCUCAACGCCCUCUCCUAGAUCAUCCUCAGCGAGUGGGGAGGCCACCACUGCUCGAGUCUCCGCAUAUAUUCGAGCCAGAAGGGGAGGAGGAACAGCUGGUGCUGGCUCCACCAGCCUGCUGGCCAAGCAAUGGUCAGUCUCAAGCUCUGCCCCCAAUGUGGCCUCGGGGCCGGGGGAGGGGCAGAGGCAGGGGGAGGCAACCCCGACUCUAGUGACUGCCAAACACAUCCAGGCUAUUGACCGGGCUGCAGUGCACCGAAUUUGCUCUGGGCAGGUCGUGGUGAAUCUUGCGACGGCCGUGAAGGAGCUCGUGGAGAACAGCCUGGAUGCUGGCAGCCGUAGCGUGGAGGUGAAGCUCACUGCCAGCGGGGCCUCCAGUGUCGUGGUGUCUGAUGAUGGACCUGGCAUACAUCCCAACGACUUCGAAGCAUUAGCUUUGAAGCACCACACUUCCAAGCUACGGGAUUUUGAGGGCGUGUGUGGCAUCGCGACCUACGGGUUCCGGGGUGAAGCCCUGAGCUCUCUGUGCGCCCUUAGCCGCUUCAGCGUAUGCACUCGUCAUGCCUCGCAGCCUCUUGCAUCGCUUCUCACGUACGACGCGGACGGCAAACUCACGAGUCAGAAGGCUGCAUCAAGACAAGUUGGCACCACUGUGUCCCUAGAAAGUCUCUUCUACAGCUUGCCUGUGCGCAGACGAGAAUUUGAGCGCAACCUCAAAAGAGAAUAUCACAAGAUGCUGCAAGUUCUCUAUGCCUAUGCCAUCAUCAGUAAAAAUAUCAGACUGCAUGUGGUGAACAACAGUGAUGGCCGACGCAAUACUGUACUGGCCACGCACGCUUCUUAUUGCCUUCUUGAUAACAUACAAGCUCUAUUUGGCAGCAAACAGGUGAAGACGUUACUGGAGAUUCAGGGGAGCGUUGACAGCAUGUCAGACGAAGAGGAGUCUGAGGAGCCUACUGAGGCCGCGACCGGCGGCGCUGGGAUGCGAGUGGAGGGCUUCAUCAGUUCUUGCGCUCACGGCCACGGCAGAGCCGCUCCUGACCGGCAGUUCUACUUCAUCAACAAUCGUCCCUGUGAUCCCAUAAAGGUCUCGCGGCUGGUGAACGAAGUGUAUCACAGCUACAACCGCCAUCAGUAUCCCUUCGUGGUGCUCAACGUGGUCGUGCAGCGCGCGUGUGUUGAUGUCAACGUGACACCAGACAAGCGCCAGGUCAUGAUGCACAACGAGAAGCUGCUUCUAAUCACUCUCAAGAAUUCCUUGCUCCGGCUUUACGAAGGCAUCCCCCACACAUUGCCGCUAAACUUCACCACAAGCUCGCCUCUCACUCCUGUAAUUAGGGACACCCCAUAUACUCAGUCCAAACGCACUCAGGACAUGAACGAGUCUAGUUUCCCAUCUCCUGAAAUAAAACCAAUGGAAAUAGAACACAAACUUCCCAAACCAUUCUCAGAUAUUUGUGGUGAUGCCAUCGUAACCCCAACUAAAUUCUCACAUAUGGAUCCCAAUGUACCCUCGAAUGAACGCGCCAAAACUAAAAGCACUGAAAACGGUGAGGGUGACAUCACUGACACGAAGCCACGAGAUGCACAGUUAACACGCACUACGCACACUGAUGCGGCUAAACACUCACCUUCUCAGACUCUAGCUCGUCGUCUCCAAGCAAGUAAGAAGCCAACAGCCUUUGCAGUUGCGACUGCCGUGGUGCUCGAUAAAGGUAAUGACGGCAGCUCUAAUAAAACAACGCGCAUUGCUUCUCCAGAAAAUAAUGUCAUCCGUGAAGGUGAAAACGAUGACGAGCUCGAUUCAUUUGGUUUGAACAUACAGGGCUCUCACUUAAAGAAAUGUUUGGAAACUUUAAACAAAACUCAAACGCAAUCUGCACAAAUGCGCGCCAUUUCACACAUAUCGCGUUCAAGCGACCUUGAAGAUGGAACUAGUACACCUUCACACAUGUCAGCUGUUGAAUCCAUUCACCUAAAAUCCAUUCACACUGACAACAAAUCAGAGCAAAUUUACCGGACUAAAAUAAGUCCCUGCAGAUACAAGCCUCUGACAAACAAUUCCUGCGACGAUCUUGCCAAUAUCUUAGAAGGCAAUUCCACAGGCGCUAAAUCCAAAUGUUCUCGUCUUCAUUUGAAGGUAGAUACUGGAAAGGAAAUCGACGAAAAGAAUCGCGAAGAAAUCACCUCUGCUUUGCAGCAGAUAACUGAAACUGAGAGUCUGGUUUAUUCCUCUGGCAAGGCAAGAGUCAAUCAUGUCCUUGCGAACAAUAUGCUCGAUCGUCGAGUGUCUCGCAAAAAUCCUCAAACUCUGGAAAGAGAGAAUGCUGUUGAAACUGCGAAUGUCGAUGUGAGAAAGAGCUUGAGGAAAUUUGUUCAUAAGCCUGAAUCUGAAGAUAGAUUCAGUGAUGCCCAAACAACAGAGCAUCACAUAUCUAAGGUCCCACUUUCUAGCCAGCAUCUACUGACUCCAGAUACUGGCAUAUUGCCUGCCGACGAUACCUCCUUUCCAGGAGUGGAGCUCGAGUCUACUGUCAUUUACGAUGAUCAUGUAUUGGAUGUUACCAAACGUAAAACUCGAGUGAUUCAGUUUUCUAUGGAUGACUUGCGUGUGCAGCUCACGAAAGUCAGUGCUGUUGAAAAAGCCGACGCAGAGAAGAAGAAAGCCCGGAAUUUUCAUGCAAAAAUUGCCCCUUCUGACAACAAGGCUGCCGAAGCAGAACUGACUAAAGUUCUUAAUAAGGAUAUGUUCGCAAAGAUGAAAAUCUUGGGACAAUUCAACCUUGGAUUUCUGAUCACCCGCUUGGACAGCGAUUUGUUCAUCAUUGACCAGCACGCAUCCGAUGAGAAGUACAAUUUUGAAACUCUACAAGCGACCUGCAUUUUGCGUCACCAGCCUCUGAUACAACCUCAAGCUCUGCAGCUUACUCCUGCGAACGAGACCAUCCUCAUCAGUAACAUUGACAUUUUCUCGGCAAAUGGUUUUAAAUUCGAGAUAGACGAAUCUCGUCAAUUUGGCGAACGAGUAAAGCUGAAAUCGGUUCCUCAGAGCCGCAACUGGACUUUUGGCAAGGAUGACAUCGAUGAACUGAUCUUCAUGUUGUCGGAUUCCCAUGGUGCCAUGUGUAGACCUUCCCGAGUCCGUGCCAUGUUUGCCAGCAGAGCUUGUCGCAAAUCCAUUAUGGUAGGAACUGCUUUGUCCAAAAAUCAAAUGCGUGACUUAGUUGACCACAUGGGACAGAUCGAGCAGCCAUGGAAUUGUCCACAUGGAAGACCUACUGUACGCCAUCUUAUAAACUUAGACAUGCUCUCUGUUUCCAAAUUGUAAGUUACUCAAGGUAGACCUUUCUUCAUUCAGUAGUUAUCUUUAAUGCGCUGUACGUGUUCGGCUGUUCGUUCCUGGGCUUCUCCCAUAGCAGCGCGUCAACCUGCCGUACGACAGUUCUGUUAGCGAUUUGAAUGUGUAGCCUGAGAAAUCCCAUUAGAUUUUUCUGUUGGUUACUUUAGCGCCAAGAUAUUUUUCCGUUAAGUCACUUAGCCCUCUUGUGUUGCCUACUUAGUUGCGUCGAAAAAUUUCUUUUAAAGCACUUUUUCGACUUCUGCUUGGCUAGGAAUUGAAUGGAAUUGUGCGUUGCCUAUAGGCGGAGUUUUGCCCACAGCUGCCCAGCAGGUUUUAGGUGUUCUUGUAUACACCUGCAGUUUCACCUUCUCUUUUCUAUGAGUAGUAGUUAAGACACUGAAGGGCAUUCAAUGUUAAGAGUACUAAUAAAAAUAAAAUAA